AUGAAUCAAAUCUUGGUCUUCAUCACACUCUUCACUGUGAACAUUGCAAUCGCAAAAAUGGUUGACUUUGAUAGUUCUUACUCGUCAGGAUUCUCACCGAAAUUCGAUAUGAGUUUCGGAAACGAAAAGUGAGUUAGAAUUAUUCAUAGAUCUUCCCGAACUAACCAGAAUAUCUGAAAUGAAACAUAUAAUUUUUAGCAUCCGACAACAACAACCAAUCUUAGGCAAAAGACCACAGCCAAUUCUUCGAAAUUGUUAUUUGUCGCCGAUUCAAUGUCUUUUGCCAGUCGAACAACAUCAAUUCCAGUUUGCAAGUAAAUUCAACAAAAGAGUGAUUCCAAAUUUUUAG
Molecule: messenger RNA, 349 nt
Organism: Caenorhabditis angaria
Lineage: Eukaryota; Metazoa; Nematoda; Chromadorea; Rhabditida; Rhabditidae
Source: the annotation of a GenBank genome assembly